AUGCGAAUCUCACCCCCUUCUCCUCCCCUUCCCAUCUUCACCCCUUCCCUCUUCCUUCCCCACCUCGUGCGCACCUGGGUGCCCGUGGCGCAACAGGCGGAGGUGCUGAUACUGGACCGGCUGCGGCAUGCGAAUCUGGUGGAGCUGGUGGGGUACUGCAAGGAGAAGGGCGAGUGCCUGCUCGUCUACCACUACUACGCCAAUGACAGCGUUGAAUCCGCCCUCUUCAACCGCAAGCGAGCGGGGCAGGAGCCGUUUUCGUGGGAGCGGCGGGUGAGCGUGGCGUGGCAGUCAGCAGAGGCGCUGGCGUAUCUGCACGGCAACGACGUCAUUCACCGCGACUUCAAGCCCUCCAAUGUGCUGCUCGAUGCGGACUGGACGGCGAAGCUGAGCGACUUUGGGAUGUGCAAGGAGCAGGAGGCGGGCAAGUCGCACGUGUCCACUCGCGUCAUGGGCACCCUGGGAUACCUCGACCCCGACUACAUGGAGACAGGGCUGCUGCGGCAGAGUUCAGACGUGUACGCCUUUGGGGUGUUUCUGCUGGAGCUGAUCACGGGCAAGCGUGCGGUCUCAGACACGGGGCAGCCGCUCACCAGCUGGGUGUUCCCGUUGCUGGACCAGAAGAAGCCCGAGAUCGACCUGCUCAUCGACUCGGCGCUGGAGAGCAGCUUUGACCGCGACAGCGCGCUCAAGAUCGCCGUCAUCGCCAAGUUCUGCAUUGGGGAGGAGGAGCUGCGCCCCGAGAUGACCGCCGUCGCUGAGAGGCUCAAGAAGCUCGUCGCCUCGUGA
Messenger RNA from Closterium sp. Naga37s-1, 789 nucleotides. The record is from the annotation of a GenBank genome assembly. NCBI's taxonomy places the organism in Eukaryota, Viridiplantae, Streptophyta, Zygnematophyceae, Desmidiales, Closteriaceae.